Molecule: messenger RNA, 6438 nt
Organism: Lagenorhynchus albirostris (white-beaked dolphin)
Lineage: Eukaryota; Metazoa; Chordata; Mammalia; Artiodactyla; Delphinidae
Gene: DIP2A
Product: disco interacting protein 2 homolog A
Exons: 39
Coding region: 199-5040 (1613 amino acids)
Cellular component (GO): cell surface
Source: RefSeq, a predicted model, not a curated record
CGUGCCCGCGCCUCUGUGGAGCCGCCGGGGCCGCGCCCCUGACCGCCGCCUGCGAUCCCCGCGGGCCGAUGCGGGUCGCCGGGCAGAGGGGAGCGACGUAGCCGCCGCCAGUGCCGCCACCUCGGCUCGGCGCGGCCCGACCCAGACCCCGACCCCGCCCGGGUCGAGCCGGCCGACCGGCCGUCCUUCGGCGGGGCCAUGGCCGAGCGCGGGUGCCCGCUGGAGGCGGUGCCGUUACCCGCCGAGGUGCGGGAGAGCCUGGCCGAGCUGGAGCUGGAGCUGUCGGAAGGUGACAUCACUCAAAAAGGAUAUGAAAAGAAAAGGGGAAAGCUGCUUGCACGUUAUGUACCACUCGCUCAAGGAGUAGAUCCAUCCCUACAAGCAGAGACUAGGAUCCCCGGGCCCUCACAAGCCACGGCCCCCGUGCCCGAACAGCAGAAGACGAGGCCCAGCCACGCCCGGGACGAGCGCUUCAGGUCAGAUGUUCAUACCGAGGCCGUGCAGGCAGCUUUGGCCAAAUACAAAGAGAGGAAGAUGCCCAUGCCUUCCAAGAGGCGCUCCGUCCUCACGCACACGGCCGUGGAGGCCUACACACCUCCAGACACGUCGUCCGCCUCAGAAGACGAGGACUCUUUACAGCGGCCCGGGCGACUGGCCUCCGCGCCGCUCCAGAGCCACGCCGGUGUCGCGCCCUGGCUUGACCAGGCCGUUCAGGGCUUGCCCGCCUCCUCCGCCGCAUCCUGCACCUCAUCUCACCCGGGAGGGCGGCCUGCCGCCGUGCCCAGUGCCGCCGCCGUGCCCGUAGGCCCCGCGGCCCUCGCCCGCGUAGAUCUGCACUCUGCCCCUCCCGAUGUCACUACGGGCCUCGCACAGCAUCAGCACACCUACUGUGAGCGUCCACAGCUGGCUUCUAUGAGAGGAGCCCCUCGGGGGGGCAGCAGGAGCGUCCUAGAGACGGCAGGUGGUGUCCCCGUGAGCAGCAGAGUGUCCUCCAAGAUCCAGCAGCUUCUUAACACCCUGAAGAAACCAAAGCGCCCUCCACUGAAGGAGUUCUUCGUGGAUGAUUUGGAGGAGGUGUUGGAAGUGCAGCAACCAGAUCCAGGUCAGCCGAAGCCUGAGGGCGGCCAGACGGCGGUGCUGAAGGGGGAGCUGCUGGCCGUGGGCAGCACCUGGCCGCCGUCACUGCUGGCCACCUUGCAGCAGUGGGGCACCACGCAGCCCAAAGCCCCGUGCCUGACCGCCCUGGAUACCACGGGGAAGGCCGUCUACACCCUCACCUAUGGCAAACUUUGGAGUCGGAGUUUAAAACUAGCUUAUACUCUACUUAAUAAACUGACUAGUAAGAAUGAACCACUACUUAAACCCGGAGACAGAGUGGCACUGGUGUUUCCUAAUAGCGACCCUGUCAUGUUCACUGUUGCGUUCUAUGGGUGUCUCCUGGCAGAGCUGGUUCCUGUCCCCAUCGAAGUGCCACUAACAAGAAAGGACGCUGGCAGCCAGCAGGUCGGGUUUCUGCUGGGCAGCUGUGGCGUCGCCCUGGCCCUGACCACGGACGCUUGUCAGAAAGGCCUGCCCAAGGCCCAGACCGGAGAGGUGGUGGCCUUCAAAGGUUGGCCCCCCCUCACCUGGCUGGUGAUAGACGGGAAGCACCUGACUAAGCCCCCCAAGGAUUGGCACCCAUCAGCGCAGGACGCGGGGGCCGGGACCGCCUACAUCGAGUAUAAAACCAGCAAAGAAGGCAGCACCGUGGGGGUUGCGGUGUCCCACGCAUCCCUGCUGGCACAGUGCCAGGCUCUGACCCAGGCAUGCGGCUACUCAGAAGCUGAAACAUUAACAAAUGUGCUGGAUUUCAAAAGGGAUGCCGGCCUGUGGCAUGGAGUGUUAACAAGUGUCAUGAACAGGAUGCACGUGGUCAGCAUCCCAUACGCGCUGAUGAAGGCGAACCCACUCUCCUGGAUUCAGAAAGUGUGUGCGUAUAAAGCCCGGGCCGCGCUGGUGAAGUCCCGCGACAUGCACUGGUCGCUCUUGGCGCAGCGAGGUCAGAGGGACGUCAGCCUCAGCUCCCUGCGCCUGCUGGUCGUGGCCGACGGUGCGAACCCGUGGUCCAUAUCCUCCUGUGACGCAUUCCUCAACGUCUUCCAGGCCAGAGGGCUGAGGCCGGAGGUGAUCUGUCCCUGCGCCAGUUCCCCGGAGGCGCUCACGGUGGCCAUCCGCAGGCCGCCUGACCUGGGGGGCCCUCCUCCAAGAAGAGCUGUGCUGUCGAUGAGCUGCCUCAGUCACGGGGUGAUCAGACUGGACGCGGAAGAGAAGCUCUCGGUCCUGACGGUUCAGGACGUCGGUCAGGUGAUGCCUGGAGCUAACGUGUGUGUUGUGAAGGUGGAGGGGACCCCUUACCUCUGUAAAACCGAUGAAGUUGGAGAAAUCUGCGUCAACUCCAGCGCGACGGCGACAGCAUACUAUGGGCUGCUUGGGAUCACAAAGAACAUCUUUGAGACUGUCCCAGUCACGGCAGGGGGCACGCCCGUCUCCGACAGACCUUUCACCAGGACGGGGCUGCUGGGCUUCAUCGGGCCUGAUAACCUGGUCUUCGUCGUGGGCAAGCUGGACGGGCUGAUGGUGGUGGGGGUCCGCAGACACAACGCGGACGACAUCGUGGCCACCGCACUGGCCGUGGAGCCCAUGAAGUUUGUCUACAGAGGCAGGAUCGCGGUGUUCUCCGUGACAGUGCUGCACGAUGACCGGAUCGUGCUGGUGGCAGAGCAGCGGCCCGACGCCUCAGAGGAGGACAGCUUCCAGUGGAUGAGCCGUGUGCUACAGGCCAUCGACAGCAUCCACCAGGUGGGCGUGUACUGUCUGGCCCUGGUUCCUGCGAACACCUUGCCCAAGGCCCCUCUAGGAGGGAUUCACGUUUCUGAAACCAAACAGCGCUUUCUGGAGGGGAUGCUGCACCCGUGUAACGUGUUAAUGUGCCCUCACACGUGUGUUACCAACCUUCCCAAGCCUCGCCAGAAGCAGCCAGAGGUUGGGCCAGCCUCCAUGGUUGUUGGGAACCUGGUCGCUGGGAAGAGAAUCGCUCAGGCCUCGGGGAGGGAGCUGUCUCACCUGGAGGACAGUGACCAGGCGAGGAAGCUCCUGUUCCUGCCCGACGUGCUGCGCUGGCGGGCCAGCACCACGCCCGAGCACCUGCUCUUCCUGCUGCUCAGCGCCAAGGGCACAGUCACCAGCACCACCACCUGCAUCCAGCUGCACAAAAAGGCCGAGAGAGUGGCCGCUGCUCUGAUGGAGAAGGCCAGGCUGACCACCGGGGCCCACGUGGCCCUGGUCUACCCCCCAGGGGUGGACCUCAUUGCCGCCUUCUACGGCUGCCUGUACUGUGGCUGCGUGCCCGUCACUGUGCGGCCCCCGCACCCCCAGAACCUCGCCACCACACUUCCCACCGUCAAGAUGAUUGUGGAGGUCAGCAAGUCUGCGUGCGUACUCACGACGCAGGCCAUCACGCGGCUGCUCAGGUCCAAAGAAGCACUGGCCGCCGUGGACGUCAGGACCUGGCCGACCAUUCUAGAUACAGAUGACAUACCCAAGAAGAAGGUGGCCAGCAUCUUCAGGCCCCCGUCCCCAGACGUGCUCGCAUACUUGGACUUCAGCGUGUCGACCACGGGGAUCCUGGCGGGUGUGAAGAUGUCCCACGCAGCCACCAGCGCCCUGUGCCGCUCCAUCAAGCUGCAGUGUGAGCUGUACCCCUCCAGGCAGAUCGCCAUCUGCCUCGACCCCUACUGUGGCCUCGGCUUUGCCCUGUGGUGUCUAUGCAGUGUCUACUCGGGACACCAGUCGGUGCUGGUGCCCCCGCCGGAGCUGGAGACCAACGUGUCCCUGUGGCUGUGGGCUGUCAGCCAGUACAAGGCCCGUGUCACCUUCUGCUCCUACUCGGUGAUGGAGAUGUGCGCCCGGGGCCUGGGCGCGCAGACAGCGGUGCUCAGGAUGAAGGGCGUGAACCUGUCGUGUGUGCGCACCUGCAUGGUGGUGGCCGAGGAGCGGCCCAGGAUCGCGCUCACACGGUCCUUCUCCAAGCUGUUCAGGGACCUGGGUCUGCCUGCACGCGCUGUGAGCACCACGUUUGGCUGCAGGGUCAACGUGGCCAUCUGCCUCCAGGGCACGGCCGGCCCGGACCCCACGACCGUCUACGUGGACAUGAGGGCACUGCGCCAUGACAGGGUACGUUUGGUGGAACGGGGUUCUCCGCACAGUCUGCCAUUGACAGAGUCUGGAAAGAUCCUCCCUGGAGUGAAGGUCAUCAUUGCCCACAGCGAGACCAGAGGGCCCCUUGGAGACUCGCACCUGGGCGAGGUCUGGGUGAGUAGCCCGCACAGCGCCACUGGGUACUACACGGUCUACGGGGAGGAGGGGCUCCACGCCGACCACUUCAGUGCCCGGCUGAGUUUCGGAGACACGCAGACCGUUUGGGCAAGGACUGGCUUCCUGGGAUUCCUCCGAAGGACAGAGCUCACCGACGCCAGUGGAGAGCGACACGAUGCACUGUACGUGGUGGGGUCUCUGGACGAGACGCUGGAGCUGAGGGGCAUGCGCUAUCACCCCGUCGACAUCGAGACGUCAGUGGUCCGGGCGCACAGGAGCAUCGCCGAGUGUGCCGUGUUCACCUGGACCAACCUGCUGGUGGUGGUGGUGGAGCUGGAUGGACUGGAACAGGAUGCACUGGACCUGGUGGCCCUGGUGACGAAUGUGGUGCUGGAGGAGCAUCACCUGGUGGUGGGCGUGGUGGUCAUCGUGGACCCAGGUGUCAUCCCCAUCAACUCCCGCGGAGAGAAGCAGCGCAUGCACCUGCGUGACGGCUUCCUGGCCGACCAGCUGGAUCCUAUCUACGUCGCCUACAACAUGAGAGCGUGGAGCCCAGAAAGGCUGGUGGACAGGAGUGAGCCUGGCCUGGCCGCCCUGCCCACCUUUGGGCCCCAGACCAGGCACUGGACGCACAUGCUUCCUCUCUUGAAACAGGUGUGCACGGCUGUCUGCCCGUGUGGUCACUAAUGCUCGACAGGGGCCAUCUGGGGCCGUCAGGUGAGGUGCUCUGUUUCGGAAAGAUAAACCAGCAUUGAGUUUUAAACCACUUUCUAAGUUUCUGAUUUCUUGCUCUUCAACUGAAGUGCUUGUUUUCAUAACCACAGUAGAAGGUCUUCUCACUGCACGGAAGUGUACUGAAUUAUUAUUUUUAUUCCACGUCAACAGAUGUGGAAGCCCCGGUGGGGUGAGGUUUCCGUCCUCGGUGAUGUCUGCUGAGCACCGGCAGUGCAGCCGAGGGGCCCAGCCCAGGAGAGCCUUGCCCCUUGCUGUUGCGUUUUGAGUUGUGUGCCUGUAAGAUCUGGCCAAAUCAUGUUCAGUUAUUUUAUUCUAACUUGACCAGACUGAGUGGUAUAAUAUUAUAGUAAGUCUAAAUCAAAGAAGAAAACGUGAUAUCCUUUAGUUACUUCUAAGAAUUGGAAGUGAAGCUCGAAUCUAAGACAGAGUAUUUUUGUAUCACUAAUGAAGAGUAUGUUACCAGUUGUCAGGGACUGAGGGUGGGAAAGUUUAUGAAUCAUGCAUGCUUCCUAGAACAACCAGGCUUUUCUGGAAUUCGCCUGGAUCAGUGCCUAACAAAGUUGUUACUAAUUCUCUACCACUUUACGUUCUCCACCAAAAAGGCCCGGCUCGCUGGGCCAGCUCUCACGUGUGGCUCGUAUUCGGCUCCAAGUGGCUUGCGCCCGGUAGCUGUCGGCCUGCAGCGCUGGCCCGCAGUGUGGUGGGUAACAACAUGCUGGAGUUUUCAUAGUCCUCUUGUAAUUGUGUACAUAAUCUGUGUAAUUUAUUGUUUGACAUACAGAGGUCCUAGGAGUUGACUAAUGGGCAUUCCUUAUAGCAGAAUGGCCAGCAGGGAAAGAACUACCCAGCCUUGUAUGUUGUAGUUUUAUAACAAACAAAUAUUAUAAAAUUUUUGUAUUGAAAGGUCGGUGGCAGUAAGACAAGGUGUCUUGUAAAUUAAGAUUUUAAGAAGCAUUAAAAUGUUUUAAAAUUACUCUCUGGGAAUUCUGUAUAUCACACUAAAAUUUUUAUAUCAUUAUGUUAAUAAAGUUAUUGACUGUUUGUAAUUCUGCAUUUUGAAAUGUGUGAAAAGGUUUUUAAAAUUACCCCAAAUACGAUGUAUUUUAUUAUGCAUUCUUCUUUCCUGGAUAUAAAAGCUACAGCAUAAAAUCUACAAAGCACAUUAAAGUAUAAAGAAGAAAAUUUAAAUCUCCCAUAAUCCUACCUCUCGGUGAUGACAGCAUUAGUACUUGAUGUAAAUCCUUUCAAGGAUUUAUUUUUUCCUUUAAAACACUUUUACAAAAUUAGGAUCGAUUAUUAUAAUUUUAUAAUCAGCUUUUGUAGUUAAUAAAUUAGAAUUUUAAUCUGUUA